Messenger RNA from Pseudoliparis swirei, 556 nucleotides. It is a transcript of the gene rpp14, whose product is annotated as ribonuclease P/MRP 14 subunit. The transcript is spliced from 6 exons. Gene Ontology annotation, biological process: tRNA 5'-leader removal. Bases 136 to 525 code for a protein of 129 amino acids. Gene Ontology annotation, cellular component: ribonuclease P complex. Lineage: Eukaryota; Metazoa; Chordata; Actinopteri; Perciformes; Liparidae. The record is from RefSeq and is a predicted model, not a curated record.
GCUGCGUUGACCGCGCAUGCGCUGAUUCUCCACAAGGGUGCAUGGCGAUCACAACACGCCGCUAUUUCUCAAUGUUGGCGUUAGUUGUCUGAAGUCAGCUGUUGGACCCGUUGCCGUCCCCGAGGCUUUGAUAGAAUGAGACGCUCCGACUCGGAGGACGAACCUGCAGUUUUCCGCCGGGUCGUGUUGAAGAACGCCUCGCCGCACCACUACAUGAAGGUCCGCCUCGCUCUGGAGGACGAGUCGACCCGGCUGAGCGCAGUGGAGCUGAAGCAGUUCAUCAUCACGGGUCUGACCAGCCUGUACGGAGAGGUGGGAGGAGCACUGACCUUUGACCUGCUGAAGUACGAUGAAGACUCCCUCACUGCUUUUCUGCGUGUUUACAGCAAGGGCUUGGUGAAGCUGUGGAGCUCCCUGACGCUGCUGGGCUCCUACCAGGACCAGGCCUGUGCCUUCAGGGUGCUGCAGGUGUCUCCGUUCCUGCUCGCACUGACAGGAAAUAGCCGCGAGCUGCAGCUGGACUGAAAGAGGAAGAGGAGGAUCUGCUCUUCUUCAC